GCGACCACGGCCACUGGCUGACACCGUGUUGUGUCGCACAGCCCGACAGUACACUCGCAUUACACUCGCAUUACACCCGGGCUGCCAGAAUAUCAAACACUGCGAUUUCGGAGUGUGCUGCUGGAAGCGGAGAGAGCGCGUCGGUCCCCCGGUCGAACACAGCCCCCCUCGCUGGAGGGAGACCCGCGGAGAAAAGCUGCAAUGUUGACAAGAUUCAUUCAUCUGAUUUGAGGAGGACGACUUUUUUGUGUCUCGGUCGCUGCUGACGUAACAUUUCUACCAUGCAAGGAUACCUUUUCGUCUGCUUUCUGCACGGUGUCUCGGUGUUGCCCAGUGCGCGGAAUCAGGCGUAAUGCAUUUCAGGGAACCACGCGGGCUGUAGCGAUUCUGCGAGAUAACGUUGGGCUUUGCAGCAUGGACGCCGCGGUGGAGACGCGGGAUUAGAUCCAUGUCCAGCGGGACUGGCCGGGAUCUGGGGAAUCAUAUUGUACAUUGUUGCAGGACGGUUCCUGCCGCCGCUGCCCCCCGUCCAUCCGACGUAGUUGUGAAUUGAACAUGGCGACUGUACCACCAGUGUAUUGCAUCUGCAGAUUACCGUACGACGUAACCCAGUUUAUGAUCGAGUGCGACGCCUGCAAGGACUGGUUCCACGGAAGCUGUGUGGGUGUGGAUGAGGAUGAUGCCCCUGAUAUCGACAUCUACCACUGUCCCAACUGCGAGAAAACGGACGGUAAAUCCACCCUCAAAAAGAAGAAGAACUGGAACAAACAGGACACGGGACAGAGCACCGACAUCAAGGCUGUUCAGAAUGGCAGCCAAGUGUUCAUCAAGGAACUCCGUAGCAGGACGUUCCCGAGUGCGGAGGACGUGGUGGUGAAGCUGACCGGGCCCCAGCUCAGCAUGGACUACCUGGAGGAGAACGGCUUCAACGAGCCCAUCCUGGUGCUGAAGAAGGAGGGCCUGGGCAUGUCGCUGCCCGCCCCCACCUUCUACAUCAGCGACGUGGAGAACAACGUUGGCCCUGAUGUGGGCGUCGACGUGGUGGACGUGCCCAAGCAGACGGACAGCAAGAUGAAGCUGAAGGAGUUUGUGGACUAUUACUACAGCACCAACCGCAAGAAGGUCCUGAACGUCAUCAACCUGGAAUUCUCCGACACCAGGAUGGACGGCAUGGUGGAGAGCCCAGCGAUCGUGCGCCGGCUGUCCUGGGUGCAGAACUACUGGCCGGACGACGCGCUGCUGGGGAAGCCCAAGGUCACCAAGUACUGCCUGAUCUGCGUGAAGGACAGCUACACAGACUUCCACAUCGAGUGCGGAGGCGCCUCAGUGUGGUACCACGUGCUCAAGGGGGAGAAGAUCUUCUUCCUCAUCAAGCCCACCUCGGCCAACCUGUCGCUGUACGACCGCUGGAGGUCCUCGUCCAAUCACAGCGAGAUGUUCUUCGCUGACCAGGUGGACAAGUGUUACAAGUGCACGCUGAAGCAGGGCCAGACCCUCCUCAUCCCUUCAGGUUGGAUCAACGCAAUCCUGACCCCAGUGGACUGUCUGGCCUUUUCCGGCCACUUUGUGCACAACCUCAGUGUGGAGAUGCAGAUGAGGGCGUACGAGGUGGAGCGGCGGCUGAAGGUGAAGACCCUCACGCCCUUCCCCAACUUCGAGACGGCGUGCUGGUACGUGGGGCGCCACUACCUGGAGAGGUUCAAAGGUUUACAUAAAGCCAACAAGCAGCCGGCGCCCUACCUGGUGCACGGCGCCAAGAUCCUCAACGGCGCCUUCAGAGCCUGGACCAAGAAACAGGCCCUGCUGGAACACGAGGACGAGCUCCCGGAGAACAUGAAGCCCACCCAGCUCAUCAAGGACCUGGCCCGGGAGAUCCGCGUGGCGGAGAACGCCACCAAGGCGGUGAAGAGCGAGCCCAGCAGCGCCAAGGUGCCCGUGGAGGAGCCCCCCUCCGCGCACUCGGACGGGGAGGAGGAGUCCGACAGCCCCGCCCACACGCCCUCGCCCGGCCGCGACAAGACCCCCCGGAAGAAGGCCACCAAGCCCUCCAAGCCGCCCAAGAUGCCCAAGGCGCCCAAGCCCCCCAAGGCGCCCAAGGUGAAGGAAGGCGGGAAGAAGAAGGGCAAGAAGGCCAAGGAGCCGACGCCGCCGCCCCCCAAACCCUCCAGCUUCGCGGCGUUGGAGUCCCACGCCAAGGACAUCCUCAGCAAGAUGGACCAGCCCAAGAAGGGCAAGGCGGUUAAGAAUGUCCUGAGUAUGUCAGAGAAAGAAAUAUCAAAGCAGAACAAUGUGGAGAAGUUUGAGAUCAGAGAGCAGAAUAGGAACAAGACUGAAGCGAAGUGGAAGUACAAGAAUAGUAAACCAGACUCCCUACUGAAAAUGGAGGAGGAGAGCAAAAUGGACCGGUCGUCGAUGAACAAAGACCGGUUCAGCUUCACCAUGUCCCACAAGAAGCUCCUCGGGUCUAAGGCCCUGAAGCCGGCCGGCAGCCCGGGCGUGUUCGGCGCGCUGCAGAACCUGAAGGAGGACAAGGCCAAGCCGGUGCGGGACGAGUACGAGUACGUCUCAGAUGAGGGCGAGCUGAAGAUCGACGAGUUCCCCAUCAGGAGGAAGAAGAAUGCCACCAAGAGGGACCUCUCCUUUUUAUCCAACAUACGAGAGCCGAUCACGCCGGCCAAGAAACCAAAGCUCCUGCCCGCCGUCACCAAGAACGCAGACUCCUCUGACGAAGAGUCAUUACACAUCGACACCGAGGUCAAACCCGAGGUCAAAGGUCGCAACUCGAAGGUCAAGAAGAAGGGCGGGAACGCCGCCGGCAUCCUCGACCUGUUGCAGGCCAGCAAGCAAGUGGGCGGCAUCGACUACAACACCAACAGUCAGCGUCCUGCAUCCCCCAGCACACAGGAGGCCAUCCAGGGCAUGCUGUCCAUGGCCAACCUGUCCUCCUCGGACAGCCUGCCGCAGCCCUGGUCCAACAGCCAGUCCAAGACCAACAGUCAGUCCAAAGGGAACAGCCAGGCCAAGGGGAACAGCCAGGCCAAGGGGAACAGCCAGGCCAAGACCAACAGCCAGGCCAAGACCAACAGCCAGGCCAAGACCAACAGCCAAUCGAAAGGGAACAGCCAGGCCAAGGGGAACAGCCUGGCCAAGACGAACAGCCAGGCCAAGGCGAACAGCCAGGGCAAGACGAACAGCCAGGCCAAGGGGAACAGCCAGCCCAAAACCAACAGCCAGUCCAAAGCCAACAGCCAGCCCAAGGCCAACAGCCAGCCCAAGGCCAACUCGCACGGCGCCCAGGCCGACAAGAAGGGCGGCCGGGCGGGCGCGGGCGCCGGAGGCGGAGGCGGGAACAGCAAGCGGCCGGCCAAGAGAGUCCCCAAGAAGCCCCGCAAGAGCAGCAGCAUCGACAGCAUGGACUUCGACGAUGACCAGGACCACAUGGACGCCUGCUUCAAGGACUCGGACUACGGUGAGCCCCCGGCGACGCUCGCCGGAUCCCUUUAAGGGCCUGAGGGUUUGUUUAAAGGCUCCUUCGUUUAGCACGCGGCGAUGUCGACGGGGUCAUCACAAGCCAUUGGUAGACUGGGUAGACACACUCGUGACAUCACGAGUGGCAAGAUUUGAAAUGGCUUGUAAUGACACCAAAGAGAAGUAGGGGAGCCCUUUAAAAUGUUGUUUUUGUGUGCGUAUCCUGAUGUGCAUGUUGUUAUUCGGAUAUAUGUUUGUGUAUGGACUAGACUAGAACAGGAAAGUGGGUUGAAAGAGAGAGAGGAUGACAUAACCUCAGGCCGCAAGGGAACCUGGUUUGCUGUAAGAUGCCCUCCCUACAAGUGUUAAAGUACCCAGAG
This is a messenger RNA of Gadus macrocephalus (Pacific cod), 3848 nucleotides long. It is a transcript of the gene phf2, whose product is annotated as PHD finger protein 2. Gene Ontology annotation, biological process: protein demethylation; regulation of transcription by RNA polymerase II. The transcript has 17 exons. NCBI's taxonomy places the organism in Eukaryota, Metazoa, Chordata, Actinopteri, Gadiformes, Gadidae. Bases 556 to 3504 code for a protein of 982 amino acids. The record is from RefSeq and is a predicted model, not a curated record. Gene Ontology annotation, molecular function: transcription coregulator activity; histone demethylase activity.